Molecule: messenger RNA, 3837 nt
Organism: Leptopilina heterotoma
Lineage: Eukaryota; Metazoa; Arthropoda; Insecta; Hymenoptera; Figitidae
Gene: tous
Product: cilia- and flagella-associated protein 57
Exons: 4
Coding region: 1-3657 (1218 amino acids)
Molecular function (GO): protein binding
Source: RefSeq, a predicted model, not a curated record
AUGUCAAAAGAAUUCCGACAAUUGUCAAAAACAACAGCAUCGUCAUUACAAUGCAAAAUACUUUACGGAUUGAAAACAAAUAUUAUUGGCAAUGCUCAAUAUAUUACUGAUGGGGAUAUUCUUUAUCCAGUGGGUAAUGCAUUAUCAAUUCACAAUAUUUCCCAAAGGCGUCAAAAACUCAUUUUAUUACCGGAUAAACAACAAAUAAACAUUAUUGCCGUCUCGCCGAACCGAAAAUACGUGGCAGUAAGUGAUGUCGACGAAAAACCAACAAUUUCAGUUUACGAUCUUCAAAGUCUCAAGAGAAAAAAAACCCUUGGCAUACCGUACGAUGCACCAGGAGUGAAAAAAUUCUCCUGCAUCUCAUUUACCGCCGAUAGUAAAAAUAUCGCAGCAAUAACAGGCGAACCAGAUCAAAUGAUGUUAUUCUACAAUUGGGAGAAGGGCAAAGUCGAAUCGAACAUUAAAGUUGGAAAUUCCCAGAGUUCCGAAUCAAUUGUAACACUAUUGUCAUGUAAUCCCGGUGAUGUGGGAAUCGUAGCACUCGGCGGUCCAUACACGUUUAAAUUUCUCACCGUCUCCGAAACAGUUUGGCGUCCCUAUGGUUUUGCCAAAGCCGAAAAUCUCUUCAUCACCACAAUUGCCUGGCUCAAUAUCGAGAGACUCCUCGCAGGCACCAAGGACGCUCGAUUAUUAUUCCUCGAGAAUGGCGAAUUAAAAUUCAUCUUCAAUAUGCUCGAGACAAUAGUGAUGAAUUUGAAGAUCCGCGAGGAAUUCGUUCUACAAACAUCGAGUACAAGUUUGGAGAUUGUUCGCAAAGAAUCGAACAUCGACAUUGUUUGUUUGACCGUUAUUGGCAGUUGUUUCGUCUACGGUUUUGGUAAUGGAAAACUAAUCGUCUUCGAGCAAGACGGUCAGAAUAGGUACGUGAAGAAAAUCAUCUACCACGUACCGAGACAAAUUUCCAAAAUCGAAUCACAAGAUUUGUAUCGCAUUACUUCGAUAAAUUCGAAUAUUAGUUCGGAUCGUGUGAUAGUGACAACCGGUUGGUCACAGCUCUUCUCGGCGAAAAUCGCUGGAAAAUCCUCGCUACCAUCAUUAACAACCACCAACGAAAUAGAAACACUCGAUUUGGAAACAAUUGGCGAAAAUUUACAUCAUGGACCAAUAAUUGGUCUUUCGAUGUGUACGUGGAAAUCGAUUUUCAUCACCUGCGGGCAACACGAUCGCAGUGUACGAAUCUGGGAUUACGAAUCGGAAAAUCUGAUUAUGAUUAAACAGUACAUGGAGGAUAUUUUCACUGUUUCAUUACAUCCGAAUGGUUUGUUUUGUCUCAUUGGUUUCAGCGAUAAACUUCGAUUCAUGACAAUUCUAAUUGAUGAUCUGAUGAUUAUUCGGGAAUUUCCCAUAAAAAAUUGUAAAAUUGCUUCAUUUAGUCACGGUGGUCAUUUAUUUGCGGCUGUUAAUGGUAAUAUUGUUCACGUCUAUUCGACAAUGGAUUUUCGUUCACGUUUUCUAUUGAAGGGACACACGGGAACUAUUACCGGUUUUUCAUGGUCAAAAAUGGAUGCGAAAUUGAUAACGAUUGGUAAUGAUGGCGCUGUUUAUGAAUGGGAAAUGUUUAAUGGAACAAGAAUUACUGAAGUCAUUAUUAAGGAAGUCACGAUUAAUGGAGUUGUACUCUCAUCUGAUGAUUCGACAAUUUAUUGUAUUUCGAAUGAUAGGAAAAUUCACGAAAUAAAGGACAGUCUGGUAAUCAGAAGUUUUAACUGCAAUAAUUGGGAAUUGAGUCGGAUUAUUCUCGGAAAGGAUAAUCCAAUGAUGCUUCUUUCCUGUCCAGGUGGAACUGUUGUUUCGAUUAAAUAUCCUCUACAAGAACCGACUGAAUUUCAAGAUUUCCGUAUUCACAGCAGUGAUAUCACUGAGCUAGCUUUUGCCUACAAUGAGAGAACCCUAAUAACAACCGGCGUCGAUGGCACUUUAUGUUUCUGGAAAGUCACUCAUCCGGAUAUUCAAAUAAAAGACGAUUUCAUCGCAAAACAAGUUCUGAUAGAUCGAUCCGAUCUCAAAACGAAAAUACAACAAAUUCAAGAUUUGUCAAUUCGCGUAACGGAAUUAGAAACCGAGCACAUCUAUAAACUGAAACAAAACGAAAUUCAACACAACGAUACAAUUCGCGAUAUUCACCAAGGCUAUGGUGAGGCCAUCCAACAACUGCAAAGUAAUAUAGAAGAACUCGAAGAGGAUCACGAGAAUGAACUAAGCACAAUUAAUAACGAAAUAUCAAAACUAAAAUCAAACCACGAAAAGACAAUUCAGAACCUCGAGACAAAUUACGAGACAAAAUUGAUAACAGAAUACGAGAAGUACAACAAAUUCGAGAAACAACAUUUCCUAAUGCGACAAGAAAAUGACAAACAUAUCGAAGAACUCGAUCAAAUUAAAAACGAAAAUAUGAAAAAAUUGUCUUUAAAGUACGAGGAGGAACUAAAGAAAAAAAUUGACCUACUGGACGAACUCAAAGAAGAAAUGUCCCACCGAGAAAAAAUCAACGAGCAAAUGAGACUCCAAAUCGAGGAUGACGCCGAUCAAGAGAUCGUUCACCUUCGCGUCGAAAAUGAAAAAUUCCUCGAGAACGAGAGACAACUAAUUCUAAAACUCCGCGGCGAAAUUGGCCUAAUGCGCAACAAAUACCUAACAAGUCAAAAAAACGAAGAGGAACUAAUCCAAAAAAUCGACAAUUGGAACGAAGAACGUUCAUUUCUCAAGAAAACAAUCGAAAAUCUCGAAAAGGAACUAGACACCUCACAAAACAAAAUCCACGACAAAGAAUCAACAAUCCAUGAAAACGAAACAAAAAUAAAUAAUCUAAAGUCCGACAAACGCGAUUUAGAAAAAUACAAAUUUCUCCUCGACCAAAAAAUCACCGAACUCAAAACACAAAUCGAUCCAAAAGACAAAGAACUUCAGGAGCACAGGGAAAAAAUCCAUCACAUGGAAACAGAACUAAUAAACCUCCACAAGACCAACAUAAACAUCGAACUCGAAUAUCGUCACCUGAAACAAAAAUUCAUCACCGUAAAGCGUGCCAGUAAUUCCGAGUCCGAAAAGAACAAAAAAUGCCAAAUGCUCCUCAAGAGGAUGCACAUCGAUAUUUUUGACGUUGCUCGCCUAGUGCAAGAACCAAAGACCCUAAAAACAGCAAUUAAAAAACUCUACCACAAAUACUGCAAUGACGAUGCAUUCCUUAAUAUUCGUCGCGAGGAAUUUGACGUUCAGUGUGAAUUCAAUAAGCAGCGGGAUCAUUUGGAGCGAACGAUUGCAAGUCUACGGAAGCAAGUAUUUCAGGACACGUCCAAUGAGCAUAAACAGGAGAAACUUAUGGAUGAUAAUAUUUUAUUGUUGACGGAAAUAAAUCCUUUGCGUGAGGGUCUGAAAAAAGCGGAGAAACACAUUAGUGACAUGGAAUAUAUUUUGGGACUGAAGGGAAAGAAUGUCAGUCCCGAUGAAGCUAAACGCAAAUUGGCCAGGGCUUGUAAGAACAAUGAGAAAUUGCAAAUGAAAUAUAAAACCGAACUUCAGGAGUGUCAGCAAGAAAUUAGUUUUUUGAAGGAUGAUAUCAAACGAUUCGUGCAUAAAGUCGAACCUAGUGACUGAAAAUCUAAUAAAGAAAUUAAAAAUACAGUACAAAACUGAUGGUUAUUUUAGAACAGUAUUUUUUACUAAUUAGGUAAUCUGGCAGAAAUAUUUACUAAUGGUAUUUUUUACUAACAGUAAUUGUUUACAGAUAUUAAUUCUUAUUGACGUAUUUUUUACUGAUAGUAUUUUUCACUGGCA